Molecule: messenger RNA, 5548 nt
Organism: Anneissia japonica
Lineage: Eukaryota; Metazoa; Echinodermata; Crinoidea; Comatulida; Comatulidae
Product: NACHT domain- and WD repeat-containing protein 1-like
Exons: 18
Coding region: 326-5296 (1656 amino acids)
Biological process (GO): intein-mediated protein splicing
Molecular function (GO): protein binding
Source: RefSeq, a predicted model, not a curated record
AAGCGUGCAGUAAUAGUUUUGGUGGAAGAAGGCACGACGAGGGGAAGUGAAUAAAGUAAAUUCUCCCCUUGGAAACGCAAAAUAAUUAUUUUAAACUAAAGAUAGUGUAAUUAAAAACAGUUGCUACGGAGAGGAUCAUUUCUUCAAUUAACACAUGAGAUGCUGAGUUGAACUAAAAUUUGUGAGAGGUAUUUAUUUGAAGCACUGUCGUCGGGCAAGUUUGUGGUCCUGUUUGUUUCUGUUUUGUUGAUACAGUGUCCUGAGUUUGUGUACCCAGGCGGGUGUGUAUACUGGUGGUAGUUGCCGGUAUUUUUUCCCUUGGUUAAUGACACCCUUCAAUGUAUGUUCAAUGAUGAAUAGGCCAGAUCAGUCAAAGGAUGCUACGACCAUGGUGAAGAACAUAAGGGCAGCAGUCCUCCUUGGCAACCUCAAGUCUCUGCCAAAAGUUCCUUCAAAGAUUGUUAGAAUUUUUGUGAGUUCUACAUUUGGAGAUACGGUGGCUGAGAGGAACAUACUCCUGGAGAAGGCAUACCCAGAGCUUAAGAAAUGGUGUCAAGAGAAAGGCCUAGAUUUUCAGGUUGUUGACAUGAGAUGGGGGGUCAGGGAUGAGGUCAAUGAUGAUCACAUGACUUUGAAUAUCUGCUUGCGUGAGAUUGAGAACUGUCAAGUCCUGUCAGUUGGACCAAACGUCCUUUUUCUUCUUGGUCAGCGAUAUGGCUGGAGACCAAACCCUGCUACCAUUGAUGCUGUUGAGUUUGAAACUAUUCUGAAAUUCGCAGAAGAGGAUGAAAAUGCUACGUCCCUGCUUGUGAAUUGGUACCAACGAGAUGAAAACAGUGACCCACCAGUGUUUGUUCUCCAACCAGUAACUCAGGACAGAAAAGAUGAAUGGAUUCGAAAUUCAAGUUCCUUGAGUCGAGCAUUAAGAAAGGCUGUAGAGGGUGCAGUUGAAGCUAAUGAAAUUAACCAAGAUAGGGGAAAAUACUAUUCAAUGUCAGUAACUGAGCACGAGAUCAAGUUUGCUUUAGAGACAGAGACACCUGAUAACCACUGUGUUGCAUUUAUUAGAACACUUCAACAUCUUGAAGAGAAUCUUGCCAAUCCAAAAGCUCAUAGCUACACCGAUUUCAUCAGUUAUACUAGCACUGAAAUUGACAAAGAAGCAAGGGAUCGUCUGACAACAUUUAAAGAGAAGUUUAUUCCAUCCAAACUUGGUGAAGAAAAUAUACACAAAUAUUGCAUUGAUUGGACAAGUGAAGGUGUUGACAUCUCAGAUGAAGACCACUACAAGUAUCUAAUCACCUUCUGCACAACAUUUGUAAAGGAUGUUAAAAGAUUGGUGAAGAAAGGACUCAGUGAGUCUCAACUCUUAGAACUCUGUCAGGACUCCCUCUUCAUGGAGGUUUUACAUCAUAGUAAAUUUUGUCUUCUGAAGUGCCAGAACUUUUGUGGAAGAAAGGAACUUCUGCACAGCAUUGAAAAGUAUCUAUCUAAUCCGGAGAAGACUAAACCCUUGGUGAUACAUGGACCAUCUGGUGUUGGCAAAACAUCAGUGAUGGCAAUGGUAGCCCUAGAGCAACAGAACAAGAGAGACUGCCAGACAGUUUUAAGAUUUCUUGGAACAUCAUCACAUACAUCAACUAUAUUUCAAGUGAUGUUGACAAUAUUUAGCCAGAUUUGUGAGACCUACAAGUUGACCAUUCCAGCAGAUGUCAAAUUGAAGAGGUUUGCUGAUUUGGUGAAGUAUUUUCCAGUUCUCCUUCAACAAGUUUCAGAUGUUGCAAAAGACAAACCCUUGAUCAUAUUGUUAGAUUCAAUUGACCAACUGCAGUCUGCUUAUGAUGCAUAUGAAGUAAAAUGGCUGCCAAAACAAUGUCCACCAAAUGUUAAAAUUGUUCUCUCAACUUUGCCUGAUGCAUCACAUAUUCUGGAUGAAAUGAAAGAGUACUUAGGAGACAGUGAAUGCUUCAUGGCAGUCGAAGCAUUGUCAGAAGACACAGGAGAAGCAAUUUUAAAUUCCUGGAUGGCUAGUAUCAACAGAAAAGUCACAGCAGAACAGUUUACAGUCAUUAGAGAAGCAUUCCAGGAAUGUCCUCAGCCAAUAUUUCUGAAGUUAGUCUUUGAGGAAGCAAGACGUUGGAAAUCUUACACAUCUGUGAGUGAGAAUGAUUUGGCAUACACUGUACGGGAGGCCAUUUGGCAGCUGUUUGACAGACUCGAGCGACAGUUUGGUAGGACAGUUGUCUCACACGCUCUGGGCUACAUCAGUGCAUCUAGAAAUGGCGUGACGGAAGGAGAAUUAGAGGAUCUGUUAUCAAUUGAUGACGAGGUGUUAGAUGAGAUCUACCAGUACUGGUCACCACCUAAUCCCAACGUGGUCAGAUUACCACCUCUGCUGUGGGCUCGGCUUCACAGCGAGAUCCGUGAGUACAUGGUGGACAGGGAAGCAGAUGGCAGAACAGUGAUGGCAUUGUACCAUAGGCAAUUCAUUGAGGCCUCUAGAGACAAGUACCUCAAGGAUGACAAGGAAAGACAAGCUCGACACCAGCUGAUGGUGGACUUCUUCCUGGGCACAUGGAGUGGUAAUCAGAAGAAGACACUGAUACUGAACCAGCUUAAACGUACUUUAGAAGCAGACAGAAAAGUUUCGCCUCAACCAAUCAUGUUUAAGGAUGUAUUUAACUACAGGAAGCUAAAUGAACUUCCGUACCAUCUACUGCAUGCCGAGAACGAGGACCAGAUGAUCAAGCAUGUUCUUGGAAACUUUGACUUCCUUUAUGCAUGGGUUGAGGCUUAUAAGCCACAGCAUGUUAUCGAAGAAAUGGACAUGAUAAUCGCUUAUCCUACAACAAGUAAACAACUUACUACAGAGCUUGAGCUUGUACAGGAUCUGCUGAGAUUAGUGAAACCAACAUUAGAAUAUGCAAUAAUUUUGAAGCAAUCAAAUUGCCUAGCAACUGAUAUGCUUGGCCGGAUGCUGCAUUUUGCUGACACGCACACAUGCAUUAUAAAAUCACUGUUAGAGGGCGCUACAAGGUGGUGCCAGAAACAUGACAAGCAGUUGGUGUACGCAACACGUAGUUGUUAUCCAGCUCCUGGUGGUCCUCACCGAGCUACUCUAGUUGGACACAGAGGUAACAUACGUGACAUUGCUGCAAAUGCAGAAGGCACGUUAGCGGUGAGUGCAAGUGACGAUGGAACUGCUCGGUUGUGGGACCUGAUAGAUGGAGAACCAAUCUUGACAUUUACAGGUCAUAAUGGACCAGUGAAUUGUGUGGCUUUAUCUGCAAACUCAACCCGUGUUGUAACAGGCUCAGCUGAUAACACUCUAAGAGUCUGGGAUGUUGACUCUGGUGAUGAGGUACGGGUGAUUGAAGAGGAUCACUCAGCAUAUACUAAUCAUUCGCUACUUUGCAUAUCACAUGACUCAAGCAAGAUUAUCUCUGGAUCUACUGAGAUUAUAAUGGUUUAUGAAAUGAACUCAGGUCAAGAUAUACACCGACUGACAGGUCACACAUUACCUGUCUCAUGCAUAUGCAUAAGCAAUGAUGACCAGAUCCUAGUCAGUGGGUCGGAAGAUAAGAGCAUCAAGGUUUGGUCAGUUGUUACCGGUAAUCUUCUUGCAGACAGGAAGGAGUUCGAAGGAGAAGUAUCAAAGGUUGCCAUUACUGAUGACAGGCACAUUCUUGCGGGUGAUAAAUCUGGGGGAAUAAAAAUUUUCUCAACUUUGAAGAAUGAUAAUGGUCUAGAUGUCACCAGUAAACAUGCAAUACAGACACCUGACGAUGCUCGGGUGUUCUCACUCUGUGCCAGCAAUGAUGGCAAUUGGAUGGUGGUGGCAGCUGACAGAGCAGUGCUGGUGUAUAGCAUCAAUGAUGGUAGUUUAAAGCACACACUUACAGGGCAUGAUGAUGUGAUAGACUGCGUAGCUGUAACAUAUUCAGAUAAGUAUAUCGUGUCUGGGGCUCGUGAUAACAUUAUGAUCGUCUGGGACUUGUCAACAGGACAACUUAUUGAGAAUCUCGAAGGUCAGCAAGUGGAGGUUUCCAACUUGGUUCUGACUGGCGACAUAGUUAUAUCAACAUCCGUAGUAUCGCAGUACAUCAAACUGUGGAGUACCGAGGAGAAAUACAUUUCGCAUUAUAAUCUCUUCUUUCGGGAUCAAUCUGGUGUCAUAGCCAUUACAAGGGACAAGAAUUUUGUGUUGCAUUACUCAACUAACCCACCUGAAGUAGUAGUGUGGUGUUGCCAGAGGCGAGAACCUGUUCUCAGCCAGAAAUUGCAUAAUGCCAGAGUCACUAGCAUUGCAACUUGCCGUGACAAUAACACUGUACUUUCUGGUGACGUAGAGGGCGUGUUGCUUAUUUGGAACAUCAACACAACUGAUGUCAUUUCGAAGCAUGCAUUUAAGGAUAGCAUUCGACAUAUUAGUAUCCGACAAGAUGACCAAUAUGCAGCUGUUGCACAUGAAAAGAAAAUAUCAUUAUGGGAUAUCAAAACUAAUACCAUUGUGAAGACGUGGAGUCCGCAAUUAGAAGCACAAGAUAUCAUCGAGUGUGUACUUUUGACUAAUGAUAAUCAAGUGCUUUGCGGUAUGAACACGGGAUUGGUGUUGGUGUUUGGGAAGGAUGGCACAGAUGUACGGUCACUGUCUCAGUGCAAGUCAAAGGUCACAUGCUUGGCUCUUAGUCCCAAUGAAGAUGUCCUUGCUGUUGGGUCAGAGAAUACUUGUGUGCCUGUCUGGGACUGGAAGAAAGGGAUAUUGAUAAAAAUUAUUGAGGAAACAUUUAGCAUGGUAUCUAUGGCAUUCACAGAAGAUGGUCGUUACUUAGUAACCGGGUCAGCAGACAAGUUGAUACGAAUUUGGCAAUUAAGUGAUGGCUCUUUCUACCUCUCACACUACAUAUAUUCCGACUUGGUUACCAUGGCAGUUCAAGAUAAUGAGAUUAUUGGUGGGACAAGGUUCGGUCAGCCGAUUGUUCUCGCAAUUCACGAGAAACCCGCCAAUGUGUUAGAUGCUCUGCCAAGCUCAUCAAGCACAUAUGGAUUGGUUGAUUCCCAGAAUGCCAGUAGUGAUACACAGGCUGUUACAAAUGGUGAUCCACCAAUUGAUGUUACACCCUCUGAAGAAUCAAAUAUUUCACUAACUUUAACUGCUAAGGAAGAUGAAUUACAACGCAGCAGCAGUAGGGAGUCAUUUAAGUCCUGUAAUUCUACAUCAGACAAUAAAGCUGAAAAUACGCUACCAGUGACGCCAAAGAAAAGAAAAACAUCUUCAGUCUGCCAACUAAUUUAACAUUAAUAAAACUUGGCUAAAAGAAACAAGUGAUGCCAAAAGGAAAGGAAAACAUCUGAAGUCUGCCAACUACUUUAACAUCAUUAAGACUCGGCUAAAAAAAACAGUGACGUCAAAGAAAAGGAAAACAUCUGAAAUCUAUAAACUAAUUUAACAUCAAUAACACCCGGUUAAAAGAAAAUAGUGAUGCUAAAGAAAAGGAAAACGUCUGAAAUAUGCCAACUAAUUUAACAUCAAUAACACCCGACUAAA